AUGCUUCUGGGUGUCAGGUUUGAACUGAUGCGCAUGUGCUGGCAGUACAAUCCGAAAAUGAGGCCUUCCUUCCUGGAAAUCAUCGGUAGCAUUAAGGACGAGCUGGAUCCAGCGUUCAAGGAGGUCUCCUUCUUCUACAGUGAAGAGAACAAGCCUCCAGAUACAGAGGAGCUUGACCUGGAGACUGAAAACAUGGAGAGCAUUCCUUUAGAUCCCUCCUCCACCCUCCAACCCACUGACAAGCACUCAGGACACAAAGCCGAGAACGGCCCGGGCGUGGUGGUCCUUCGGGCCAGCUUCGAGGAGAGACAGCCGUACGCACACAUGAACGGGGGACGCAAGAACGAGAGGGCCUUACCGUUGCCCCAGUCUUCGGCCUGCUGAUCCUUAGAACCCGAAUCUCACAGAAAUAAAACACAGAAAAACACGUGCAUUGGGGGAAGAAAGAAAGAAAAUUACAAUAUAUUCAAAAGCCUACUGUACCUCAGUGGAUCUUCAGAACUGCCAUAGCUGCACUUGGGAGAACCCUUUUUUUCAGUAAACAAG
This is a messenger RNA of Egretta garzetta (little egret), 546 nucleotides long. RefSeq names its product insulin-like growth factor 1 receptor. NCBI's taxonomy places the organism in Eukaryota, Metazoa, Chordata, Aves, Pelecaniformes, Ardeidae. The transcript is spliced from 2 exons. The coding region runs from base 1 to 384 and encodes 127 amino acids. The record is from RefSeq and is a predicted model, not a curated record.